Astyanax mexicanus (Mexican tetra) is the source of this 1118-nucleotide messenger RNA. RefSeq names its product olfactory receptor 4Q2-like. The transcript has a single exon. The record is from RefSeq and is a predicted model, not a curated record. Gene Ontology annotation, biological process: G protein-coupled receptor signaling pathway. Lineage: Eukaryota; Metazoa; Chordata; Actinopteri; Characiformes; Acestrorhamphidae. Bases 74 to 1093 code for a protein of 339 amino acids. Gene Ontology annotation, molecular function: G protein-coupled receptor activity. Gene Ontology annotation, cellular component: membrane.
CAUCUCUAGCUCAACAGCUCACCUUUGAAUCUCUAACUCAACAGCUCACCUGUGUAUCUCUAGUUCCUUAAACAUGAACACUGCUCAGCGAUAUCAAGCUGCCUGUACAAAUCUUUCGUUAUCAUCUCAUAAUGGGACACAGCCGCUGUUGCCAUGGCGUCCCGAUGUGGCAUCCUGUCAUUUCUGGAAUAUCGUCCACAACAACGUCUUGUCACACGUCUCCAUCCUUCUGAUUUGCACCUUCUUCUUGUUUUCGUUGGUGGUGAACGUCUACUUGCUGUUGGGACUGGAGCACUCCGAAGCUCUCUCCUGGCAGCCGCGCUACAUGCUGCUGAGGAAUUUGAUUGUAAGCGACCUCCUGCAGACCCUGACUCUUGCUCCAUCGAUGUUGUACUGUUUGUUUUACCGUCAGACGCUGAGUUUUAGUGGAUGGUGCUUGGUCCAGUUCUUUACUGCCACGUUAGCCAUCAUCACCUCGCUGCUGACGGUCGCCUCCAUGGCUCUGGAGCGUUUUGUGUAUACGUGCUACGGAAUUCAUUACCUGGCCAUCAUGACGAACGGGAGGAUGUACCUGUUCCUGGCUUUUAACUGGUUGCUGGCUUUAAUGGGAGCAAGCACUUCUACUAUCCUGGUUCUGACGGGAGGAGCAACAUUCGGUCACGUCAUCUCCGGGUUUGUGUGCGAGCCGGAAGUCAUACAGGCUCAUAUUCGCUGUUCUCUGCAUUUUGAAACCUUUAACAAAGCUUUUGUCGGGUGUCUGCUCAUCUUCUGUCUGCUGGUUUUCACUUUUUCCUACGGUCGGAUGUACCAGGAGGCCAGGCACGUCCAGGAACCUUUUCAGGAGGACAAUAUUCGUGCCCGGGGCACCGUGGCUUUUUACCUUGGCAUCUUUUUCCUGCAGUUGUUUCCAAGUACGAUAAAAUUCAUCACAUUCUUUGACAAGGACAUGGACAGCCACUUGAUGAUGGCAGUAGUAGUGCUGCUACCACCCUGCGUGAACCCUCUGGCGUACGGAAUCAGAAACGUGGAGGUGCGCCAGGCUUUGGAGCGCCUUUGGGGGCUCAGAAAACUUAAAGAAAAAUUCUUUAAUUAACAUUUUUAAUAUGCAUCAAUUAGGG